CAAACAGAGAAAAGAAAACAAACAAAUUCUUCGUUCUUUAUGUACCGAUUUACAUCUGUUGCCAUUUUUUUACAGCACACCCUUAGUAUCCAUAUAUAUUAUUUUUAUUGGUACCUCCAUUACUUUUCAGCACCUUAUUUUCUUAUUUCUUGUCAUCCUCAUAUCAUCAAGCCGAAACAUACCUCUAUUUCCUUGUAUAUUACACCCUUAUCCACUAAAUAUUCUUUCUUUAGGCGUCGUAUUCAUUUGCCCUCUCGUGUUAUGCUUCUCGUGUUAAUUUGAUAUCGUAUCCACCUUCUGCUUUUCUUUUCGUGGAUUUGCUGUUUUUUUGAUCUCACCAAUACUUUCUAAUCUUGUCUCUCUGGCUCUCCUUUGUCCGAUUACACCUAUUGUACUUCUUGUUGCAAAUAAUUACCUCGUAAAGUGAAGUUCAGCAUUCAAUUCUUUCA
This is a messenger RNA of Mucor mucedo, 449 nucleotides long. RefSeq lists its product as uncharacterized. The transcript has 2 exons. The coding region runs from base 40 to 282 and encodes 80 amino acids. Lineage: Eukaryota; Fungi; Mucoromycota; Mucoromycetes; Mucorales; Mucoraceae. The record is from RefSeq and is a predicted model, not a curated record.